Messenger RNA from Phalacrocorax carbo (great cormorant), 3717 nucleotides. Lineage: Eukaryota; Metazoa; Chordata; Aves; Suliformes; Phalacrocoracidae. The record is from RefSeq and is a predicted model, not a curated record.
GGGCCGCCCCGCGGGGCGGGAAGCGGGCGCGGGGCCGCGCAGGCCCGGAGGAGGCCCCGGCCCCCCGCUCCCGGCGGGCGCGGCCAGCGCGGCUCGGGGCGAUGGGGAGCCGCAGGCUGCUGCCGCUGCUGCCGCUGCUGCUGCCGCUGCUGCGGCCGGCGGAGUCGGCGGAGGCCGUGAGCGCCGAGCGGAGCCUGGCGUGGGGCCCCGGGCUGGAGGCGGGGCUCACCCUGCCCGUGCGGUACUUCUACAUCCAGGCGGUCAGCGCGGCCGGGCGCAACUUCUCCCGCUCCCCGCCAGGAAAAGCACAGUUUAAAGUGGCAAUUAAAGCACUUUCUCCAAAAGAAGUCACCAGAAUUUACACCCCUCGCCCUUUGGAUAGAAAUGAUGGCACAUUUCUUAUGCGGUAUCGGAUGUAUGGGAGUGUCAGAAAAGGGUUAAAAAUUGAAAUAUUUUAUGGUGAUCAGCAUGUAGCUCAAUCUCCUUAUAUUUUGAAAGGACCAGUUUAUCAUGAAUAUUGUGACUGUCCUGAAGAAGACCCUGUGAUCUGGCAGAACAUUAUGUCUUGUCCAUCCCAAGAACCUCAGAUUACAAAGGACUUCAUUUCUUUUCCCACCAUUGACCUCCAGCGAAUGCUUAAGGAAAUCCCAACAAAGUUCAGUCAAACAAGAGGUGCUAUUGUUCAUUACACUGUUCUCAAUAAUCACAUCUACCGUCGCUCCUUAGGGAAGUAUACAGACUUCAAAAUGUUCUCUGACGAAAUGUUCCUGUCACUAGCAAGAAAGGUUCAUCUUCCUGAUGUGGAGUUUUAUCUUAAUGUUGGAGAUUGGCCAGUUGAGUAUCGGAAAGCUAAUGAUACACCUGGUCCUAUACCUGUCAUUUCAUGGUGUGGCUCUGUGGAUUCAAGAGAUAUAGUCCUUCCAACCUAUGAUGUAACCCACUCAACUCUUGAAACACUACGUGGAGUCACAAAUGAUCUCCUUUCUAUUCAAGGAAAUACAGGCCCGUUCUGGGAAAACAAAACUGAGCGAGCGUUGUUUAGAGGUCGAGACAGCCGAGAAGAACGUCUCCAUCUUGUCAAGUUAUCCAAGGAAAAUCCAGAACUACUAGAUGCUGGAAUAACAGGAUAUUUCUUCUUCAGAGACAAAGAAAAAGAGCUGGGAAAGGUUCAGCUGAUGGGCUUCUUUGACUUCUUUAAGUACAAAUACCAAGUGAAUGUGGAUGGCACCGUAGCAGCUUACAGGUUUCCAUACCUCUUGCUGGGAGAUAGCCUAGUAUUGAAGCAGGAUUCCCAGUACUAUGAACACUUCUAUAUUGGAUUAAAACCUUGGAAACAUUAUGUUCCAGUUAAGAGAAACUUACAGGACUUGCUAGAGAAAAUAAGAUGGGCUAAGGAAAAUGAUGAAGAAGCAAGAAAAAUUGCUAAAGAAGGACAAUUAAUGGCAAGAGAAUUACUUCAGCCUCACAGGCUUUACUGCUACUAUUAUAAAGUGCUCCAGAAAUAUGCCAAACGCCAAGCCAGCAAACCUGAAAUACGGGAUGGAAUGGAACUUGUACCGCAGCCUGAUGACAGAGACUCAGUAUGCAGUUGCCACAGGAAAAAACCUUUAAGGGAAGAUCUAUAACUGUACCGGAUGGAGAAAAUCACCCACCUACAAUGCAAGAAUUUAAAUAGGAAUUAAGCUGUGAAAUUCAAGACACUUAUGCACUAGCAAACAUUCUUAGUUAUGUAUUCUUCUUGUAUUUACAUACCCUUUUUCACACUGGCUUUGAUCUACAACGUUGGUUCCCACAAUUUCAUCUCCAUGACCACCACCAGACAGAUACUGAGCCUGUAAUGGGGAGCGUCUAGGGGAUUUGUUUGAUGUACUGCAUCAUCAGGAAGAAGAGCGCAGUGCUGCUUGUGUUUCAGUGGGACCUAGUUACCACAGUUUUAUGAGGAAUCAGUCAUCCACAAAAGAUCUUCCAUGAGUCAGUGCAAGUUAUUCUGAAGGAGCAUUUGCAACAUACUAAAAGAGUGUUAUGAUUUCUUCAUAAAGUUUACCUCAUUGUUAGAUUAUUUCUUGUAUACAAAACAAUUUUCUUACUAGACAAAGAAAAUGAAUAUUUGAGAUUUACAGAUAUCAAAUCUGGUGUUGCUCUGAGAUUAUUUUGUGGUCUAUGACAGAUAACAGAAUAAAGAACGUGAUAUAAUAUUUACCAAUUUCAGAGGAAAACGAAGGGGGGGAGAGAUCAGAAUAAUAUUGUUAUAAGCACCAUGGCUGUGAAUCACCAAAAUUAAAUGCUUCUUUAAAGCAGACUGUGGAGCUAUCAUGACCGCGGUGCUUUGAGUGCCAAGACACCACUCUGAAUACUGUUCCGUGCCAAUCACUGUGUCUGUGAAUAUAGGCACAGAUCCACAAAAGGACUUAGGAACUUCAGGUAAGGCCAGGUGAAAUACUGGUGUCUUAGUUCAACAAUACAGUCUACAGUAUUCUAGGUUACCUGAGUAUUCACACAUCUGAAAUUUGUUAGUAGAGCUAAGGAUGCCACCAUCUUUUUCACUUGGGUUCAUGGACUACUUUUUCCCGUGCCUAAGUCCCCAGAGAGAUUUUAUCCAUUUUCUGAAUUAAGAUCAUACCUAACCUUAUACUGAGAUCAGACCGCAGAUUAGACUUCACUGUUUUGGUUCAAAUACGACAGAAAAACCAGUGCUGCACUUUCUAUGUAAUAGUCUAGUGGUUAGAGAUCAUUCUAAACAACUGGGAAGCCAGCUGUCCUCCUUGGUUUGAUUCAAAGUCAUUUUUCCAGAGAGUGCCUUAGCUCCAGACUGGAGAAGAGGUCUUCAGGUCUUCCACUGAAGUUGUGCAGCCAUCAGGCUAAUAAUACAAAAUUCACAGGGCCAGAAGGAGCUGGUCAUACCACUGCAAUAAAGUGUGCCUUUGGGUGAGGUGGAGGAAAAUCCUAGUCCUGGAUGUGGCUUCCAAUACCUCUGUUAAUUUUUGCCCAAGUUUGUCUACUUCAAAAAUGCAUAAACAGUCACAGGAGGAGACACCAAUACCAAGACCAAGACCAAUGCCCACAAGCACCUGUUUCUGACCUCUGCCUUUUCGUCUUGGCUAAUAUAGCCUGCCUGAGCGGCUUCCUACUCAGCUACACUCAGAUAAUGUCUUUCAUGGAUACCAAAUUCUUCCUAUGCAAAAAGGAAUGGAAACAUCUUAAGAGCGUGGACUCAUUUAGUUGCUUAGGUGCCCAAAGUUUGCUCUACCCCUCAUGCAGGCUUCAUUCUUGGUUCUACACCGCAAGUUACUGUCAUAAAAUGCAUAAAACAGAAUGAGAACAGGAAGAAAGACUAGAUUUUUUCAGUAUGCUAAAUGUGGAAAGAACUUCAGAUUUCUAAAGAGGUUAAUGCAACUGUCUGCCAAUUAAGAAAAAAACUGGAACAUGUUGCUCUACCCAUCAUCCUCUUUGUUCUGGUUCUAACACUAAUAUAUAUAGUGGUUGUAUUUUUAUUUAGCACGACAAUCAGUCCUAGAACUUCAGACUAUAGAUAUAUGUUCAGCUCAUCUGGCAUAAAAUUAUGUACAUCAAAAUUCAGGAACAGGGUUCCAAUGCCGAACCUGACACUUAAAACUGAGUGUGUGCUCCUCUUUCCUUCUCUCUGUACAGUCAUUUUAAUUGUAUGAUAUGAUCUUAUUUUGUGAUAUUAUCCAUUAUACCAUGUGCAUUUUAUAUUCA